Molecule: messenger RNA, 2142 nt
Organism: Diaporthe batatas
Lineage: Eukaryota; Fungi; Ascomycota; Sordariomycetes; Diaporthales; Diaporthaceae
Exons: 2
Coding region: 1-2142 (713 amino acids)
Biological process (GO): cristae formation
Source: RefSeq, a predicted model, not a curated record
AUGAACGACCGGGUGCCAGGGGGCCGCUUUGCUUCCCGCUCCGCGAACUCGUCGGCACGCUCGUCGGCCGCAUUCGAGCGUGAUUACGACCAGCACCUUCAGCCGCACAGCCAGCCGUAUUCCAAUCGCUACAACCCCAGCCUGCGCUCCGUGGGAUCGCGCUUCUCUUUAUCAGACCAGUUCGCAGCGACCAGGAGGGAGUAUGAGUUUGGCUUUGACGACGGCGCAUCUCUCAUCACAACCGAUACUGAGGCAGAAGCAGAACAAGAUGACACGCUGACGGGCGCUGGGAGCUUCGACCGCGUCGUCGUCAUCGAUGCUCCUGGGUCACACCGCGAAUCCGGAAGUGAAUUACGGCAACUACGUCGGAUCCGACAAAGAUUGGCUGGCAACACCACCCCGGGCUCGGUGGACAUGGUCAAAAGCCAGCUCUACUGCACCCCACCUACCCUCACUCUCACCUCUUCUAUUUUUGCCACCUCGGAGAUGAACUCGUAUCUUAUUCCUCACAGCACCCAGGGCCGCCAACCCAAUGUCGGUCCCGACGCAUUACCAAAGGACCAACCGCUGGCGCUCAAUAUCAAGCUGCGACAGGAGCUCUUCAUCCGGGCAGCCGGGCUCUCGGAGGCCGAGCUGAGGAGGACACUCCCAGAUGCUGUGUUGGAGAUCGAGACCGAAAAUGCCAUCAAACUCACUGUGAGAGCCUCGCACAUGUUGCGCCUCGGUGGCGACAAAUGGAGGUGCCACCAGCUCGACGAGCCAUUACACACCGAAGCCAGCAUCUCAGUCACCCGCCUGUGGCCAGGGGCCAGCCACAAGCCUCGGCUCGGUCUCGGCUUGCACAGGCAUGUCGGAGGCCGCAACGGUGGCACGGUGUUUGCCUGUGCAGACAGCGGGACGGCACCCUUCUGGGAAAGCCUGGACUCUUCUUUCUGGAACCGAUCAGUGAGGAAUAGGCUCGACCGCGAUUCCACCGGAGCUACCUGGCGCAGAUACAUGGACUAUCUUUCGCAGUUGCCGAGCUACUACAGCCCUCCCACGCUUGAAGUUGGGUACAAGUUCGGUAGUGUCCCUGAGGAAACUCUGGGCUUGCGCUCCGGUCGAGCCUUCACGAAGCCCCCAGGCAGUGGCAUGCAACGGCUGCGCGACAAUGUCUGUUUGAGUGGUCCAAACAACAGGGGAUCAUGGACGGUCUCGGGUGCUUUGACCGCCGGCGGCGUGGCUGGGUACGUCAGGUUCGGGAGGAGCUUUCUAUCAACGCGUAACGAGCUAGAACAGAGCUUGAUUCCGAGUCGUUUGAGGGGCUUGCGUUUUGAGGCCGAACUCUCAACCUACAAAUCUACCCCCAGCAGUCUGCUUAGCAGGGUACGAUCUCUGGGUCGGUCAGAAAUCAGCCAGCUUGCCGUGCGUGGCCUGAAGAAGAUCGGGAAGUCGAGGAGCCUAGGCCUUGAGAUGUCUGUGAACAACGCCACCAGCAGCGUGGUUUUGUCACUGUACUUUUCAAGCAGGAACAAAAGCUUCGCUGUUCCUAUAGUACUCUUCCGAGACCAGCCUUCCCCCUACAGAUUCCUCACAAAGAUCCUGAUGGUUGCCGGCUACAUUCCGGCCCUAGCUCUCACGCUCUUCGACCUCUUCCCCCUUCUGAUACCCCAAGCAGGCGUUACUUCUGAACAGGAUGAAGCAAGUCCCUCACAUGAGAUCCAGAAGUACAUUGCCUUGCGCCGGGCCGAGGCGGAUGACCUCGUUGCUGUCCUCGCGGAGCCCGUGUCACAACUCCAACGUGUCCAGCGCGAGCGCAGAGGUCUCGUGAUUCUGAGCGCGAAAUACGGCGUCCUCGAUGAGCGCCUGUCCGGUACGCCAACUGCCGGGCCCCUGGCCGCCGGCGGCCCUGCUGCUGCUGCCCUCCACCUUGGGCCCAGCUGGGCGUCCCCGGAGGAGGUCGCAGACGUCACCGUUGCGCUCGCGGCGCUGGUGAGCGACGACGGGAGCCUGCAUAUCCCCGAGGGGCUGAGGAAAAGCAGGCUGCUCGGCUUCUGGGACCCUAAGCCCCGGCGGACCAAGUGCCUGUUUGUGAGGUACAUGAUCCGCGGCCAGGAAAAGGUGAAAGAGGUCAAUGGGAGGGACGAGCUGAGGUUGCCAUAG